UUAUCUCUUUUACAUUUUGUGGGGUGAACAGACAAUUUCAGCACCUAGACAUCAUUCCCUAGAACUUCCUAGCCCUAAUUCCCAGUGUGGGUUUGUCACUUCCCUUUAUGUCACUUUCUUUAUUUAAAAAAUCCAUCUAACUUCUACAUGUCUACUGUGGUUGACCCCUGGGAGACUUUGGCAGGAGCUGGAGAAGCAACAGCAGGAUAUAGUUUCAUCUCCGAAAGCGUUUAAGUCCAUGGAGUUACAUUAGGGGUGAUUUGGCCAAUGCAUUAUGUAGCCAAUUAGUUCAUUGUAUCAUUUAACUGUGUUAUCUAUUGUCAUGGCAAACUCUUCUGUUAGUCCAUACGUAAUCAAUGUGUGAUAAAUAGAUGUAGGUUGUAGGUAUAGGUAGAGAUACAAGUAAGAUAGCAUCAUAGGAGUGUGAGACUGAUAAGCAGUUAAGUGUGAUAAGUGCAGGCCCAUCGAUAUGAGGGGGGGUAAAGGGGGCUAUUGGCCAGGGGCCCAGGUGAUUUAAAAGGGCUCAGAGGUCCCUGGCCGCUGCUGUGGUAGCCCCAGGCCCUUUUAAGUCACCUAGGUGGGCCACAGGGCACCUAGGCACGUGAGACCACUCCGGGCCCCAUGUUUUGGGGGGCCCCACGGACCUGCGUGGUGGUCCCAGAAGUGACCUGGGCCCCGCCCCACCUAGGUAUGGCUCUGGCCCUGGGGCCCGGAAUGUCUGUUGGCAGGCCUGGAUGAGUGUGUAUUGCGUAUAUAAGUAAAGCAAGGCGGUAAUAUGCAAGGCCUACAGGCUAAAGUUUGUAAGAGUUUAGCUUAACCAUGCUAGGCCUCAGACUUAAGGAGGCAUGAUAUAAGUAGGUGACCUAGGACUAACCCUUUGCCAGUAAAGUUACAAGAUUAUGUAAAGAAUGUGCCAAUAGGUGACGGUCAGGGAAAUAUGCUGCCUGUACCCGUCUAGACCACAAGACACCUGACUGUAGCAUUAUGGAAAGUUCUUCUCUUACUGCAGGUUAAUCACGGAAACACAUUUACCUAGAUACUAAUGAGAUGCUAAUGAGACAAUUAUGAAACCUAUGAAACCUAUGAAAAGUGGAGCACCCCAAAACGUAUGGGGUGUGAAAGUACAGAGGAUGUAAUGUUGUGAAGCUCUUUUCAAACCAGGAGCAGGGGAAAGAGAGCUGGCUGGCCGCCUGGGCUGUCAAUCGCACAAAGAGACACUGGAGGGACUUUCUUUCCCUGCAAAGCCUCCUGGGUAGGGAAGCCCUUUAUAAAUCGGCUUCCAGUUGAGAGUGAGAGAAUUGCAGGAGGGAAGAUCUGGUGGUGCACUCUAGGCCUGUUGGAGGUGUGUCAGAGAAGGUAUUCCUUGCUGGUGGGAUUUAUUUAUUUAAAAUAAAUCCAGGCUUUUUUGUUUUUAAAUUUGUCCAACGUUGGUCUUGCUGCUGCACGCUGCCACAGGGGAAUUGACCCCUGGUCUUCCAUAUCUCAGGUUGAUGUCCUUGCCAGAGAAGCCCCCCGCUAUUGACUGGGUUUAUUACAAGACUGCAGUUGCUAAGGCUGGCAUGGUGGAUGAGUUUGAAAAGCAGUACAAUGCACUAAAGGUUCCUGAGCCUGUGGACACACAAACAGACAAGAUAAAUGCCCAGGAACAGGAAGCUGCUAAGAGUGCUGCUGAAUAUGUGCAGGCCUCUCAAUCCUGUGUUGUCCAGCAUGAGAAACAGCUUGAGAUGUUCAGAACCAUGAUUCCAUUUGAUCAGAUGACUUUUGAGGACUUGAAUGAGGUCUUCCCUGAAACCAAACUGGACAAGGAGAAGUAUCCAUACUGGCCAUACAAACCUAUUGAAGACCUGUAAAUCUGUCCGAAAGCAGUUUCUGGUGACUGUCAAAGUCUCUAGAAUCUUUUAAAUAAAGUAAUUGUACAGGG
Molecule: messenger RNA, 1921 nt
Organism: Chelonia mydas (Green sea turtle)
Lineage: Eukaryota; Metazoa; Chordata; Testudines; Cheloniidae
Product: ATP synthase subunit d, mitochondrial
Exons: 5
Coding region: 1491-1850 (119 amino acids)
Biological process (GO): proton motive force-driven ATP synthesis
Molecular function (GO): proton transmembrane transporter activity
Source: RefSeq, a predicted model, not a curated record